Molecule: messenger RNA, 561 nt
Organism: Stomoxys calcitrans (stable fly)
Lineage: Eukaryota; Metazoa; Arthropoda; Insecta; Diptera; Muscidae
Gene: cer
Product: cathepsin L
Exons: 2
Coding region: 181-432 (83 amino acids)
Source: RefSeq, a predicted model, not a curated record
GGGUGUUUUACAAUUUGUUUUGUGUUUGUGUUAUUGUUUUUCUUUGUUUUACAUUCCGAUGCUGCACUCAAGAUUUUUUGGAAACAAUAUAUAAAUGAGUGUCAACUUGAACAGUGAUUCAUAGAACAAAACACUUGAGCAGUUCAAUAGUCAAUCUUCAAUUUAAUUCUAUAAUACAAAAUGGCCGACGUAAGCGAUCAAGAAUGGGAAGAUUUCAAGAAACAAUUCAACAAAAACUAUGCGGAUGAGGCCGAGGAUAAAAUGCGCCGUGAAAUUUUUUCCAAAAGCAAAGUGAGAAUUGAGGACCAUAAUAAGAAAUUUGAAAAAGGAGAAGUCUCCUACUCCAUGGGAAUCAAUCAUAUGGCUGACUGUACCGAAGAAGAGAUGGCUCGUCGUUGUGGGAAACGGGUUAUGCCACCAACCGCCGUUUAAAGUCUGCUAGGAAAAACGUAAUUAGAAUUUUAAUACAAUUAAAUGUUUUAUUGUUUUUUAGAGUUUUUUUAUUGUAUUGGAUUUUAAAAUAAGAUACCUAUGUAUGUUUAAAUAUGUGUCCCUUAUGUA